Molecule: messenger RNA, 1620 nt
Organism: Paracoccidioides brasiliensis Pb18
Exons: 3
Coding region: 1-1620 (539 amino acids)
Biological process (GO): transmembrane transport
Cellular component (GO): membrane
Molecular function (GO): transmembrane transporter activity
Source: RefSeq, a predicted model, not a curated record
AUGUUCUCAAAGCAAAGCACCAGUGAUGACGAAGACGACGUUGAAGAUGUACUUUUUCUACCAAAGACUCCUUCCUUGGAGCAGCCGACGUUUGCAUCAAACCACGUCCCAGAUUCGACUGCCAGCUCCCAACGGAAGCUCCGCAUGCGACUUACCGUUGUUCUCUUCGCUAUUGUUCUUGCCUUCGAAACUGGAGGGUCGAUGCUCUCUGCUCCUAUGACGCGCAUAUUUGAGUCUAUAACUUGCCAACGCUAUUACGAACAGCACGACAAGUCCAAAAUAGGCAAGGAUGGAUAUAUCCCAGAAGAGCUUUGCAAGAAUAAGGAAAUACAGAGGGAGGUGGCGAUCGUGAAAGGUUAUGGAGAGUUGUUUGAUGCCUUAUCUGGGGUCUUGCUCUCGAUGCCAUAUGGCCUGUUGGCGGAUAAGUACGGUCGGAAACCUGUAUUUUGCAUUUGCAUACCCGGCUUUGUCUUGAAUAUGAUUCUCACCGGCGUGAUCUUGUACGCGACGAACACUUUCCCCUUGCGUAUGGUUUGGCUAUCUACACUGGCUUGGUUGUUUGGUGGCGGGUUUGCUGUGGCUAGUACAAUGGUGUGGACAAUGAUGGCAGAUGUCACCGCUGAAUCCCAAAGGGCUGCACUUUUCUUCAAGUUCGGCGUCGCAAUAAUGGUGUCUGAAUUCAUUUCCUCCGUGGUCACUUCAUGUCUAAUGAAAUACAACCCCUGGAUCCCAAUGUGUAUCGGAUGGAGCCUUACCCUGAUUGGAAUUUUACCAGCAGUCGGGUUACCUGAAACGAAGGGGGCAUUUGCAUCGGAAAAGGAACACGCAGAUGAGUUUCCAGAGUCAAUACCGUUGAACUACGAACAUAACUCUCUCCCGCGUGAACAAUCCCAUGAACAAUCCCAUGCUCACAUCAGAUCUUAUGCCAAAGGAUCCCAUCUCCUCUCGAAACUCAACAGAAUGGCAUCCGAGUUCAGCUUCAUUUUCCAGGAUAAGCAUCUCAUGUUCCUCCUGUCCACAUUCCUCGUUUACAGACUGAGUCGCGGCACAUCGUGGCUGCUAAUCCAAUAUAUAUCGAAGCGUUACCACUGGACGCUCGCCAAUGCCAACUUUCUAAACUCCUUCAAAUAUAUCUUAACCGUAUUCCUCUUCCUCGUUGUCCUGCCUCUCUCCUCGUGGUACCUCACCUCUUGCCGACGCAUGCAUUUCCGACAAAAGGACCUCACCAUGUCGAAAGCCAGCGUCAUCCUGCUUCUCAUCGGUACCUUUAUCAUGGGCAUUUCACCCUCAAUAUCCCUUUUCAUUACCGGUCUUGUCGUCCAGACGCUUGGGAUUGGAUUUGUCUUCAUUAUUAGAUCCCUGGCCACAACAAUGGUACAUCGAGAUCAGACUGCACGGCUUUACACGGCGAUCGAAAUGUUACAGAGUAUCGGUGUGACGAUUGCGAGCCCAACAGUGACUAUGUUUUUUAAUUGGGGAUUGGAGAUGGGAGAUGGAUGGAUUGGGUUACCCUGGGUGGUAGCCUCUGGGCUCUUUGGAGCGACAGCUAUAUUGCUGUGGAUGUAUAGACUUCCUUCUCUUGCGAAGCAGUCUGUUGCUCUAAGCUCGAUUGCACUGUGA